AUGUCCCCAAGGAUGUUUUUAGAUCAGCUGAAUCUCGCCACCUCGUCUCUUGUCCAUCAGUUCACUCUCCCUACACGCAAACGCUAUUGGAACUUAAAGGAUGUUGAGGAACCACUGUCAUUCCCUAAAACUUCUCUGCAGAAAUCUCCCAAAGUUGCUCAGCUCAGUCCUCCUACUUUAUUGCUCAUAGAGCGGAAAUCCUCUCUGGCUAGUCGAAAUUCUUGCAAUGGACUCUUCCUCGCUCUCGGCUGCGAUGCCUCCUACGCGCUGAAUGUGCGCUACCACCUCUUGUACCUACCUCGGAAAAGUUUCAUCGCUAGAACUCCCCACUGCACCAGCACCAAGCAGCUUCGCCCUCUUUGA
Molecule: messenger RNA, 363 nt
Organism: Dicrocoelium dendriticum
Lineage: Eukaryota; Metazoa; Platyhelminthes; Trematoda; Plagiorchiida; Dicrocoeliidae
Source: the annotation of a GenBank genome assembly